AUGCCAGACUUGAACAUCAAGGCCCCCAAGAUCUCCAUGCCUGAUGUUGACUUCAACCUGAAGGGGCCCAAGCUGAAGGGCGAUGUCGAUGUGUCUGUUCCGAAGCUGGAAGGUGACCUGAAGGGAUCUGAGGUCAACAUUAAGGGGCCAAAAGUAGAUGUUGACCUUCCAGAUGUUGAUUUGGAAGGCCCAGAAGGGAAGCUGAAGGGCCCCAAGUUCAAGAUGCCAGACUUCAACAUCAAGGCCCCCAAGAUCUCCAUGCCUGAUGUUGACUUCAACCUGAAGGGCCCCAAGCUGAAGGGGGACGUGGACAUGUCCGUCCCCAAGCUGGAAGGUGACCUGAAGGGCCCUGACAUUGACAUCAAAGGCCCCAAGGUUGAUGUUGACCUUCCUGAUGUUGAGCUGGAAGGUCCAGAGGGGAAGCUGAAGGGCCCCAAGUUCAAGAUGCCGGACUUCAACAUCAAGGCCCCCAAGAUCUCCAUGCCCGACGUUGACUUCAACCUGAAGGGCCCCAAAGUGAAAGGUGACGUCGAUGUUUCCCUUCCCAAGCUGGAAGGUGACCUGAAGGGACCUGAGGUGGACAUCAAGGGCCCCAAAGUUGACAUUGAGGCACCUGACUUGGACAUUCAUGGCCCAGAAGGUAAAAUAAAACUGCCCAAGUUCAAAAUGCCCAAGUUUGGGGUGAAAGGAGAAGGUCCAGAGGUUGACGUCAAUCUCCCCGAAGCCUCUGUUGGUGUUUCGGGUCCGGAGGUUGAUGUCACUGUUCCUGACCUGGAUAUUGAAGGACCAGAAGGGAAGCUUAAGGGCCCCAAAUUUAAGAAACCCGACUUGCAGUUCAACGUUCCCAAAAUCUCCAUGCCAGACAUCGACUUAAAUCUGAAAGGCCCCAAACUGAAAGGUGAUGUCGAUCCUUCUCUGCCCAAAAUCGAGGGCGAGCUGAAAGGUCCUAAACUUGACAUCAAAGGGCCGGAACUUGAAAUCGAGGGACCAAAGGUUGAUCUCGAAGCCAAGACGAAAAAACCUAGGUUUAAACUUCCCAAAUUUGGCUUUUCUGGUCCUAAAGUGCAAAGUCCCGACGUGGAUGUGAAACUGAAAAAACCCGAUGUUGAAAUAUCUGGUCCAAAAGUUGAUGUUCAUGCUCCAGAUGUGGAUGUCCAGGCCAAAUCAAAAGGGUCGAAAUUUAAAAUGCCGUUCCUGAGCAUUUCCUCCCCGAAAGUCUCGAUGCCGGACGUGGAGCUCAACCUGAAAGGGCACAAACUCAAAGGAGAGAUGGAUGUGUCCACCCCCAAGUUGGAAGGGGAGUUGAAAGGUCCCGAAGUGGAUAUCAAGGGCCCCAAAGUCAACGUCGAGGUGCCCGACGUGGACGUUCACGGGCCGGAGGGUAAACUCAAAAUGCCCAAGUUCAAAAUGCCGAAAUUUGGGGUGAAGGCUGAGGGGCCAGAGGUGGACGUGAACGUGCCCAAAGGAGACCUGGAGGUUUCUGGCCCAAAGGUGGACGUUGAAGGGCCAGAGUUGGACAUUGAAGGUCCAGAGGGGAAGCUGAAGGGCCCCAAGUUCAAGAUGCCCGAGAUGAACAUCAAGGCCCCCAAGAUCUCCAUGCCUGACAUCGACCUGAACCUGAAGGGCCCCAAGCUGAAGGGGGACGUGGACGUGUCUCUUCCCCAGGUGGAUGUGAAAGGACCCAAAGUGGACGUCGAGGUUCCUGACCUUGACGUUGAAGGUCCCAAAGGGAAACUGAAAGGCCCCAAGUUCAAGAUGCCCGAAAUGAACAUCAAGGCUCCCCACAUUUCUAUGCCGGACUUUGACUUGAAUCUGAAAGGUCCCAAGGCUAAAGGCGGGGUGGACGUUGAGCUUACUGGGCCAAAACUGGAAGGGGACUUGAGUGUGCCGGAUGUGAACAUUAAAGGCCCAAAGGUGGACAUCGAUGCGCCUGAGCUAGAUGUUGAGGGGCCAGAGGAAAAAUGGAAAGGUCCCAAGUUCAAGAUGCCUGAGAUGCACAUCAAGGCUCCCAAGAUCUCCAUGCCCGACGUUGACUUCAACCUCAAGGGUCCCAAGCUGAAAGGAGACAUCGAUGUUUCUGCUCCCAAGCUGGAAGGGGAUUUGAAGGCUCCUGACAUUGAUAUCGCAGGCCCCAAGGUGGACAUUGAUGUGCCCGACGUGGACAUUCAUGGCCCAGAAGGAAAAAUAAAACUGCCCAAGUUCAAAAUGCCCAAGUUUGGGAUGCCGGGGUUCAAAGCAGAAGGUCCGGAGGUGGACGUGAACCUGCCCAAAGGAGACCUGGAUGUUUCUGGCCCGAAGGUGGACAUUGAAGGUCCAGAGUUGGACAUUGAAGGCCCUGAAGGGAAGGUGAAGGGCCCCAAGUUCAAGAUGCCCGAGAUGCAUUUCAAAGCCCCCAAGAUCUCCAUGCCGGACUUCGAUCUGAACCUGAAGGGCCCCAAAGUGAAGGGGGAUGUGGAUGUUUCUGUUCCCAAGCUGGAAGGUGACCUGAAGGGCCCUGAGGUUGACAUUAAGGGGCCGAAAGUGGAUGUUGACCUUCCUGAUGUUGAGUUGGAAGGUCCAGAGGGGAAGCUGAAAGGCCCCAAGUUCAAGAUGCCUGAGAUGCACAUCAAGACCCCCAAGAUCUCCAUGCCCGACAUCGACCUGAACCUGAAGGGCCCCAAAGUGAAGGGAGACGUGGACGUGUCUGUUCCCAAGCUGGAAGGUGACCUGAAGGGACCUGAACUGGAUAUAAAAGGUCCCAAGGUUGACAUAGAUGUUCCCAAUGUGGAGAUCGAAGGACCAGAAGGAAAAUUGAAAGGCCCCAAGUUCAAGAUGCCCGAGAUGCACUUCAAAGCGCCCAAGAUCUCCAUGCCGGACUUUGACCUGAACCUGAAGGGCCCGAAAGUGAAGGGGGACGUGGACGUGGCUGUGCCGUGUGUGGAAGGUGACCUGAAAGGGCCGAAGGUUGAUGUGAAAGGUUCUGAGUUGGAUGUUAGCGGCCCAGAUGUUCAAAUUGAAGGCCCAGAAGGCAAGUUGAAGGGCCCCAAGUUCAAGAUGCCCGAGAUGCAUUUCAAAGCCCCCAAGAUCUCCAUGCCGGACUUCGAUCUGAACCUGAAGGGCCCCAAAGUGAAGGGGGAUGUGGAUGUUUCUGUUCCCAAGCUGGAAGGUGACCUGAAGGGCCCUGAGGUUGACAUUAAGGGGCCGAAAGUGGAUGUUGACCUUCCUGAUGUUGAGUUGGAAG
Pterocles gutturalis (yellow-throated sandgrouse) is the source of this 3220-nucleotide messenger RNA. Its product is annotated as neuroblast differentiation-associated protein AHNAK-like. Gene Ontology annotation, cellular component: cytoplasm; nucleus; costamere. Lineage: Eukaryota; Metazoa; Chordata; Aves; Pterocliformes; Pteroclidae. Gene Ontology annotation, biological process: regulation of RNA splicing. The record is from RefSeq and is a predicted model, not a curated record. The annotation marks the transcript as partial. The transcript has a single exon.